GUCCUCAUUACUCUUCAACUUGUCUUCAUGAUGGACGACGACCAGCCUCACCAGUUCAUACACGCUGACCUGCCAAUACAUUCUUUACAGGACCGCAGUCGUUUGCGUUCGUCAUUCUUUCGAACUUUCACAUCCGAGUUCUGGAUCCCUGGUCUCGGUGUGGUGCCUACACUUACCGUCGAGGACUGCCCUUCGUAGCUGCGUUAUGACUGCAGUGGGCGCGAUGAGGGCAAAUCGUCGGGUCCAAGCAUCGAGCAGGUGAGAGUAACGAGAGGGGUGAGAGCGUUGCGCACCGAAACAGUGGAAAGGACCGAGUCCAUGUCUUUGGGUUGCGUUGGGCACUACCCCGUGCAACAUCUCUUCCAUCAUAAGCUUUGCGCCCGACCUCUCAUCUCCUUUCCCGCUCUCACCUCCUCCUCCUAACCCUUCCUUGUGCCUAUUUGAUUUCACUCAUCCGAUCUUUUGGUCGUCGGUGUGAGACUUGUUUUCCUGGAGACUACAAGUACACGUCGGACGGUAUCUUGCUUUUCCCGUUCUUGUCUCUUCUCUGCCGCAGCAGAGCUGGUUGUUAGGCUUAGACAUAGUCAUGGCUCAUGCACGUCCACUCGAUCUUAGGGAAUAUGAGCUCACAGUCCGUCAAGAACCAAAGCAAGCAAGGAUGUGCGGCGUUGGCGCUGACCGACGACCAAUCGACCCCCCUCCUAUCGUUCAGCUCAGGGUAAUUGACCAUGCUGCGAGAGACCGCGAUCGAGAACGUGGAGGUAGUUCAAGAGGUAGUUCUCCUGAUCCCUCUAGUCCGGUUACACCUCCCUUUUCGUCCAACUCUUUUCUGCAGAAUCCCUAUUACUUCAUGUUUGCGAGCUUGGCAAAGCCGGAUGAAGAUGUCGAGUUGCAUUGGCUAAAGGAUGGAAAGACCCGGUGCACAACGGGAUCCGUUGUCUCUUCUCUUUACCAUUUAAAAGACACGGAGAACCACAAUGAAGAUGCCGGUUUCUUCGUAUUUCCGGAUUUGAGCGUUAGGACGGAGGGUAGCUAUAGGCUGAAGCUCAGUUUGUAUGAGGUUGUCGGCAAUGAAGUGUUUCACUGCAAGUCGGUAUUCUCAGCUCCAUUCUACGUAUAUACAGCAAAGAAAUUCCCAGGCAUGGAAGAGUCUACGCCGUUGUCAUGCUCACUUGCGGAUCAAGGUAUCAAGAUUCGCAUUCGCAAGGAUAUCCGAGUCAGGAAGCGUCCAAUGCAAGUGCUCGAACCUGCUUCAUUAUCUCUUUCUUCCGCCCCAGCCUCUUCCGGCCCUCCGACCCUGCUUCCAGCUCCUUCAGGGUUCCCCAGCAGUUCUGGUCCUCCCGUGCGUCUCGAUGCAGCACCCGGGUCGGGCUCUGGUAACGGGACAGCAUUCCCUUCCAGUUCAGGUCCCCCUGUAAGACUGGACAACCAAUUCGCACAUUUCCCCAGUAGUUCUGCUCCGCCUGUGAGGUUAAGCUCGCCCACACCACCCAGUGGUCAUCAUGCUUUCCCUUCGAGUUCUGCUAGGCCUGUACGCUUGCCGGAUAGGAAUGAAGAUGACGAGGAGGAAGAGGAAAGGGAGCGUGCACGUGAGCGGGAACGUGAGAGGGAACGCGAUGAAAGGGAGAGGGAGCGUGAAAGGCAACGUGAGCGGGAGCGAGAAAGGGAGAGGGAUGAUGACAGAGUGAACCUGAGGCGCACAUCUGGAUCUUACGCUCCACCUCCGCCUAUUCGACGAGAGAGUUCAGGCAUGGGAAGUGCAUCAAGGCGUGAUAGCGGUGAACGUAGGUCAUCAAAGAGGGCUCGUGCGGACGAUGGCAUGGGAUCCGGCAAUGUGCUGGGAGGACCUGAGGUGCAGGAACCCAGUCCUAUCAGCGCGAGCUCUACUCAACCUGCGAAUGCAAACUGGCCCAUUGAUCCUUCAGUACCCACAACCGCGCCACCACCACCGCCGCAGUCUGCUCCAGGUCCUCCAAGUAACGAGCAUAGUGCCCAUUAUGCCUCCCACUCAGCGCCGCCAGCCGGCUACGAUCAUCGAUUCCAGGCACCUCCGCCUGCGUAUCCUCAGUACGACCAUCCCCAUCACGCGCCUCCAGCCACACACUAUGCUCCUCCACCUCAACAUGGUGCUCCUCAUCCUUAUGCUCACGUUCCGCAGACGUAUUACACUCACCCUCCUCCGCCUCAAUGGGGACCUCCUCAUCCUAGUCAUCACCCCGCUCCGCCACCUCAGGCGACCUAUGAUCCAUACAUGUAUUCACACCACCCACCACCGCCUCCCCAUUCACAGACACAUCAUCCGCAGUACGCACAUGUCCCUCCUCCACCUCCUCCUGGAAGUUACGAUUACCAGGCCUACCGGCCUCCGCCUCCACCACCUCAGCAAUAUGGUGCCCCGUACUAUGACCAUCAACCUCAACAUCCCCCACAGCAGCAUGUCCCUCCUCCUGCUCAGCCAGCACACCAUUACGCGCCGCCUCCCUCUCCUCCAAGUGCAACGGCUUCGGGUGGCGCUGGAGCAUCUGGUUCGAUGAUGUACGGUGGUGAAUACUCAGCUCCAAACGGAGCGGACUCGCGUUCUGCCAGUGCUUCUCAACCACCUAGUCGUGGAUAUUCAUACAACGCUGGUCCGCCCCCAAUGCCAGCUACUUCAUCUAGUUCCUCAGCCAUGCCACCCCCGCCAAAUGGUUCACAUCACCACUAUGGUGGAGCUCCUCAUCAGUUCGCUCACGUACCUGGCGUGCAACUACCGCCUCAGCCUCAGCCUUCUGCACCUUCACAAAGCGCCUACGGAACGAGUAACUCAUCAGUGAAUGGAAUGGGUGGCAUGGGACGCUCAGCGCCAAGUCAUUACCAGCUAACGCCUGCACCUCAGACUUCGGGACACUCCGGCUAUCCUGUUCCUCCUGAAAGUUCACCGACUAGCGGUGGGAGUAGCAACGGCGGGUGGAACACAGGUCAGACAUGGCAGGGUUCUUCAGGACAUAUGAUGAUGCAGGCUGAACCGUCGAGUGCAUAUCCCACUGGAGCUGGUUCGUACGCCUCGUCUCAUCAUGGGCACGGACAAGGAUCGAGAGAAGGACUAGGUAGAAUACAGCUAGCACCGCUUCGUGGACAAAUUACCCCUCCGCCUGGUGGUUCGGGUAGUAGUGGAGAUACCGAGAGAGGGAAAAAGAGUAACAAUCCCUUGAGUAUUGGUAACAUGGUUGACUAGGUCUGUUGGAGAACUUCAUUUGCUACCCAUUUUCGCCGCGUUGCGGAGUGUCCGCUUUCGCUCAUUGCUUUAUCACAGUACAUGCUUUGUUUUUCAGCCCAUCUUUUCUCUUGAAGCCCAAGUUACGUUCGGAGUCUAGUACAGUUCGUUGGUUCAAGACUUGUUUUCCAUAAUCAUUCCUACUCCGUAAAGUCGGGAACGUUAAAAUGGUGAAACAGGGAUCAUUUUAGACGACAUUCCAACAGUCCCUACAGGUUGUCCCUUUUGUCCCUUGGAUAAGUCUACGCUGCUCGCAGCUUGGCCAGCUAGCAUGCCUGAAACUGGGUUCUGUCACCCUGAGGCUGGCCUUCCAACAUGAUACGAGAUCUUACAGUUCCUGCUGUGUAGAAACAAAACUCACGUUUGGAAUAUCAAGACCAACACAGAAGAAGUUGUUUAUAUGUACACGACAACAUUCAUUUAAGUAGUACAUCAAUAAAGUUUUUGUACAUGU
Molecule: messenger RNA, 3707 nt
Organism: Somion occarium
Lineage: Eukaryota; Fungi; Basidiomycota; Agaricomycetes; Polyporales; Cerrenaceae
Source: the annotation of a GenBank genome assembly